CUGUGUUUAUUAAUUGAGUGUAACUAUUUCUGCAAAUUAAUUUAUGUUCUUUGGUGCAACUGUUAACAAUAUAACAACAACUGUUCUUGCUUUAAAAAACUGGGCUUGCAAUCUGGUUUAGCAUUGAAAAAAAAUAUUAUACAGUCGUUAGUGUCUUACUGUACUGUGACAAUGCUGGACAGUAAGGAAACAACAGGUGGUUAAAAUAGUGAUGCAUCUAAUUAAUCAGUAACUAUUAAUGAAUCUAUAAACUGCUGGAUUAUGUCUCGAAGUAAUUUAAUUAUGCUAAUAUUUUAUUGGGAGGGAAAUGAAGAUGGAGAUUAUAUAUUCCAAGGAUAUUUACUGAAACAAGCACAUGAAUGGAACAGAGACAGAGCAAGAAGUGCAAUGGAAGAAGGACUGUCUCCGGUUAUCAUUGACAAUACCAACAUCCAUUUGUGGGAAAUGAAACCAUACGUAUCCAUGGCUCUUGAAUAUGACUAUCAAGUUAUUUUCAGAAAACCAGAAACAAGCUGGAAAUGGAAUGUUAAUAAAUUGCACAGGAAAACUAGAAAUGGGGUCCCUUAUAAGACAAUCGAAAGAAUGCUGGAUGAUUUUGAAGAGGUGUCAAAUAUACACAACGUGAUAAAUUCAUGAAUGCCUCGGAGAUAUUACCCAGAAGAAGACUACUGGAGGUAGAAUCGCAGAAGUGGAUAUCGACCAAUCAAUAUUUAGGAACUGGGUGAGCUACCAGCUACAAAACUUAGACCAUGCAGAAAUGGCAGCUUUUAUAAUCAAUGAUAAUAGAAAUUUUCAGGUAUGUGGGUUUUUUUUCCUAAAAUGUUUAUUUUUUUAUGAAAAGUUUUUAAAAAGGUUUUUUAAGAACCUGAAACUCCAGCUCCAAAUAAUUCCAACUGAACACAACAAAUUAAUUCAAUAAACUUGCAAGAAAUCUCAGAUAUUAAAAAAGGAACUCUAUUAAACUGGAUUGCUAUAGAAGAAAGAAAAGUUAACAAUGAAUUGUAACAUCUUACUAAUUAGAAUUCACUGAAUUUAUAUUCUAAUAUUUACUGACUGGUAUUUACUCAGACAGCUGUCCUGCUUGCCUAUUCAUAUUGUUUGCUUGCUGAUUUAAGAGCAUUACUGUUUCUAUAGAAAUAUAUUAUUGCACAAUUGAUGCAUGCAUUAUUUUCCAUUCAAUCGAUAUUUACACUGAAGCUGAGAUAUUAUCUGAAUAUUAUUGAUUGCUGAAAGUAGUGUACUGAUUUAUGCUAUUUUGACAUUAAUCUGCUUUUCUACUUUUGUACCCUGUAUAUUUUCAAAUAUUCUGAUAAAAUUCUUAAAACAUA
Molecule: messenger RNA, 1328 nt
Organism: Acipenser ruthenus (sterlet)
Lineage: Eukaryota; Metazoa; Chordata; Actinopteri; Acipenseriformes; Acipenseridae
Product: NEDD4-binding protein 2-like 1
Exons: 4
Coding region: 262-636 (124 amino acids)
Source: RefSeq, a predicted model, not a curated record